AUGCGGGCCCUCUAUGCGUUCUUCGCGUCGGCCCUCGCCUCGACGUGCUCGUCGUCGAAGCAGCCCAACGUCGUCUACAUCGUGACGCCCGCCCGCGUCACGGACGACCAGGACCAGAUGCUGGGCUCGAGCUUCCCCACCGUCGGCGGCGCCACGCCCCUCCCGAAGACGAAGCGGCUCCUCGUCGACGAGGGCGCGACCUUCACCAACGCCUUCAUCCACGUGCCCAUCUGCAACCCCUCCCGCUCCACGACGCUCACGGGCCGCUACUUCCACAACCUGCGGACGACGAACACGUCCUGGGCCGCCAUGCACGUGAACAUGGACGCCGUGCACAACCGGAGCUUCGGCCUCGUCUUCCAGCGCGCGGGCUACGCGACGGCGCUCCUGGGCAAGUACGUCAACGCCAUGCCGGAGGGCUACGUGCCCCAGGGCUGGUCCGCGUAUUUGGCGAACGGCGGCGGUGACUACUUCGGCCCCGAGUUCGUCGCGAGGAACGCGCCGGGCAUCCCAGACGGCGCCUACGCGGCGCCCAAGGACGCCUACACGGUGUCCGUCGUCGGCAACGCGUCCGUGGCCUUCCUCGAGAGGCACCUGUCCAAGUCGGAGCCCGUGCUGCUCUACUGCGCGCCCAAGGCCGUCCACGAGCCCUUCAACCCGCCGCCCUGGUACGCGGACCAUUGGGACCCGAGCUGGCCGGCGAAACCCGUGCGCGGGCCCGCCUGGAACGCGACGUUCGACGCGCGAAGGCGCCACGCGGCGAACGUCCCGACGCAGCCGAUGAUCACGGCCGCGGCCGCCGAGGUCGUCGACGGCGUCUAUCGGAACCGCUGGCGGUCGCUCAUGGCCGUCGACGACCUCGUGGAGGCGCUCGUGACGACCGUCGACGCCCGCGGCGCGACGGACCGCACGUACUUCGUCUUCACCUCGGACCACGGCUUCCAGCUCGGCCAGCUCAACAUGCUCAUGGACAAGCGCCACGUCUACGACUGGGACACGCGCGUGCCCCUGGUCAUCAAGGGCCCCGGCGUCGGCAGGGGGACGACGGUGGGCGCGCUGGUGACGAACGUCGACCUGGCGCCGACCCUGGCGGAGCUGUGCGGCGUGGGCCGCGCCUUCGACUGGGACGGGCGGUCCGUCGCCGGGCCUCUCAAGGGCGAGGCCGACGAGACGUGGCGCACGUCGGUGCUCGUCGAGUACUACUUCAACGACGCGAACGACAAGUGCGUCGCGGACUGCGCCGCGCCGAAAACGGCGUACCCCGGCGCGGACGUCUGGUGCGGCGACCUCGAAGAGGGCGACGCCUGCUGGGGGCCGGCGCCGAACGGCGGCUGCGUCGGCGCCUGCUACCCGACGGAAAACGCGGGCAACAACUUCCUCGGCCUCCGGAAGAUCGACGGCGGCGUCGACCUGCUCUACGCGAAAUACGAGAACGGGACCCAGACCGCCGCGAACCUGACGUUCCGGAGCCCGACGGCCCGCGAGCUCUUCGACACGGCGGCGGACCCCUGGUGCACCGUGAACACCUACGCGAGCGCCGACGGCGGCGCGCGCGCGGCGCUCGACGCGGAGCUCGACGCGUGGUUCCGCUGCGCGGGCGCGGCCUGCCCCUAA
Messenger RNA from Aureococcus anophagefferens, 1614 nucleotides. RefSeq lists its product as hypothetical. The transcript is spliced from 2 exons. Lineage: Eukaryota; Pelagophyceae; Pelagomonadales; Pelagomonadaceae. Bases 1 to 1614 code for a protein of 537 amino acids. The record is from RefSeq and is a predicted model, not a curated record. Gene Ontology annotation, molecular function: N-acetylglucosamine-6-sulfatase activity; glycosaminoglycan binding.